AUGAGCGAAUCAAGAUCGAAUCAAAAUGCUGCUACAUCAUUCAAAUCGACGACAUCAUCAAAUAUUCGUCAACCACGACGACGUAUGGGACAAAACUACCUUCUUCUAUGGGUCGAUACCAGCAUCGACCAAACAAAUGAAGAUUAUGAAAAUACAUUGAAACAAAUACGAACUAUUGCUGGUGAUGUCAAUGCCUUUACGCAACGAGAUGCAUGCAUCGACUUUCUUACAGAUGCUCAAGAAGACGUCAAGUUUUUUCUUGUUGUCAAGGAUACUAUGUAUCAACAAAUAAUACCCCUCAUAAAUGAUAUUCCUCAACUGGAUAGUGUUUAUAUCUUGAAUGAUAUUAAAACCCUACAUGAAGAAUGGACAAAAAAAUGGCAAAAAAUCAAAGAUAAACAUGUAUCUCUCGAUUUUGCUCGAUGUGCGUCAACAAAGCCGGAUACGAUGGGCGUUCUUUUUAUAAUGUCCAUUGAUCCUUGUAUUCAAUCAACACCGUUUGCCUCCAUUAAAGAUAUGAGCUAUUUUAAGGAAGAAGAUGAAAUUCUCUUCUCAAUGCACACCGUUUUUCGAGUGGUUGCAACUAAACAAAUAGGCAAUAAUAAUCACCUUCAUCAAGUUGAAUUACAAUUAACAUCGGAUGAUGAUCAACAACUACGAUUACUUACUGAUCGGAUGCGAGGAGAAGCUGGUGGUGGUACUGGACGGCACAGACUGGGUAACUUAUUGAUAAAUAUUCGUCAACUUAAUAAGGCUGAAGAACUUUAUAACGUAUUGCUCGAACAGACAUCUGAUGAGGCUGAAAAAGCGCUUUAUUGUGGUUGUCUCGGAUAUAUUAAACAUGGUCACGGUAAUUAUGAAAAGGCUCUUUGGUAUUACGAACAAGGACUUGAAAUUACACAAAACGGUCUUCCUCCAAAUCAUCCAGAGUUAGCUAAUUUAUACGACUUGAUUGGCAACGUCUAUAAAGACAUAGGAGAGUACUCGAAAGCACUUUCAUUUUACAAAAAAGCAUUGGAAAUUCGAGAAAAAACUCUUCCUUCAAAUCAUCCUCAUUUGGCUACUUCAUAUAACAAUAUCGGUAAUCUGUAUGAGAACAUGGGAGAAUACUCGAAAGCACUUUCAUCUCACGAAAAAGCAUUGGAAAUUCAACAACAAACUCUUCUAUCAAAUCAUCCUGAUUUGGCUACUUCAUACAGCAACAUCGGUUUAGUGUAUGACAAGAUGGGAGAAUACUCGAAAGCACUUUCAUCUCACGAAAAAGCGCUUGAAAUCUUUCAAAGAACUCUUUCAUCAGAUCAUCCUGAUUUGGCUACUUCAUACAAUAAUAUCGGUAGUGCGUAUCACAGCAUGGGAGAAUACUCGAAUGCACUUUCAUCUCACGGAAAAGCACUUGAGAUGUAUCAAAAAACUCUUCCUUCGAAUCAUCCUGAUUUGGCUACUUCAUACGACAAUAUCGGUAGUGUCUACGACAACAUGGGAGAGUACUCGAAAGCUCUUUCAUAUUACGAAAAAGCACUUGGAAUUCGAGAACAAGCUCUUCCUUCAAAUCAUCCUCAUUUGGCUACUUCAUACAAUAACAUCGGUAGUAUGUAUUUUAAUAUGGCAGAGUACUCGAAAGCACUUUCAUUUUACGAAAAGGCACUUGAAAUUCAAGAUAAAUCUCUUCCAUCAAAUCAUCCUGAUUUGGCUACUUUAUACAACAACAUCGGUUUAGUGUAUAAAAGCAUGGGAGAGUACUCGAAAGGACUGUCAUCUCAGGAAAAAGCACAUGAAAUCUAUCAAAAAACUCUUCCUUCAAAUCAUCCUUAUUUGGCUACCUCAUACGACAACAUCGGUAAUGCGCAUUAUAAUAUGGGAGAGUACCCAAACGCACUUUCAUUUUACAAAAAAGCGCUUGAAAUUCAACAGAAAGCUCUUCCAUUAAAUCAUUCUGAUUUGGCUACGUCAUACAACAACAUUGGUAAAAUGUAUAAGAAUAUAAAAGACUAUUCGAAAGCACUUUCAUUUUCCGAAAAAGCACUUGAAAUUCAAGAAAAAACUCUUCCAUCAAAUCAUCCUGAUUUGGCUACGUCAUACAACAACAUUGGUAAAGUGUAUAAGAAUAUGAAAGACUAUUCGAAAGCACUUUCAUGUUAUGAACGUGCUCUGGAUAUAUUCCAUCGUACAUUACCUCCAACUCAUCGUCAUAUAGAAAUUGUGAAAAAGAGUAUUGAAAAUAUCAAAAAGAAACUAUAA
Adineta steineri is the source of this 2238-nucleotide messenger RNA. Lineage: Eukaryota; Metazoa; Rotifera; Eurotatoria; Adinetida; Adinetidae. The record is from the annotation of a GenBank genome assembly.